Messenger RNA from Nymphaea colorata (pocket water lily), 1724 nucleotides. RefSeq names its product carbamoyl-phosphate synthase small chain, chloroplastic. Bases 115 to 1455 code for a protein of 446 amino acids. The record is from RefSeq and is a predicted model, not a curated record. Lineage: Eukaryota; Viridiplantae; Streptophyta; Magnoliopsida; Nymphaeales; Nymphaeaceae. The transcript is spliced from 10 exons. Gene Ontology annotation, cellular component: carbamoyl-phosphate synthase complex; cytoplasm. Gene Ontology annotation, biological process: L-arginine biosynthetic process; L-glutamine metabolic process; 'de novo' pyrimidine nucleobase biosynthetic process. Gene Ontology annotation, molecular function: carbamoyl-phosphate synthase (glutamine-hydrolyzing) activity.
UUUUAAACGCCCCAAGGACAAGACAAAAUGUAGGGUUCAUUUAGUUGGCAUCGCCGGACUGAUCCAUUACGCAGAGGAGAGGGAAGAGUGAGGCACGGGGAGAGAGUGUAAGCGAUGGCGUCCGAAACCCUUAUUUUCCGUUCGAAAACACUGAUUCCGGGAGCUGCUUACCGCCCCGCUAAUCCUCUGGUCUCAUCUAACAACGGGACCAUCACUCUCCGGUUCAGGAGCUGCAACAGAGAGGGGAAAAUGGGACGGGUGUUUGUCUGCUCUUCGGUUUCUCUCUUUCCAGACGUCCCCGUCUCAGGGAAAAGGCCAUGGAAGGUGGCGGAUGCUAGGCUGGUGCUUGAAGAUGGUUCUGUCUGGAGCGCCAAGUCUUUUGGCGCGUCCGGGACACAACUUGGUGAAGUGGUGUUCAAUACAUCUCUAACGGGAUACCAGGAAAUUCUUACGGACCCAAGUUACGCUGGUCAGUUUGUGUUGAUGACUAAUCCUCACAUAGGCAAUACUGGUGUCAACAUAUUUGAUGAAGAAUCUAGACAGUGCUUUCUUGCUGGCUUAGUUAUCAGAAACCUUAGUAUUUGCACCUCAAACUGGCGGUGUACGGAAUCCCUUGAAGAGUACCUAAUUAGAAAGAAUAUCAUGGGAAUAUAUGAUGUGGAUACACGUGCAAUCACACGCCGACUAAGGCAAGAUGGAAGUCUUAAGGGAGUGAUCAGCACAGAAGAAUCUAAAACAGAUAAGGAAUUAUUGGAGAUGACUCAUAAAUGGAAUAUUGUUGGAGUCGAUUUGAUAACUGGUGUCACCUGUGAUGCUCCAUAUGAAUGGGUUGAGAAGACCGAUGCAGAAUGGGAGUUCAGCAAAGAUCCGAGCUACUCCGAGAAAUUUCAUGUUGUUGCUUAUGAUUUUGGGAUCAAAUACAAUAUUUUGAGGCGUUUGGCAUCAUGUGGAUGUAAGAUUACUGUUGUCCCCUCCAAAUGGCCAGCUUCUGAGACGCUUAAAAUGAAGCCAGAUGGAGUCCUCUUCAGCAAUGGGCCAGGUGAUCCAUCAGCUGUUCCCUAUGCUGUUGAAACAGUAAAAGAGAUAAUUGGCAAGAUUCCUGUCUUUGGGAUAUGCAUGGGUCACCAACUGCUUGGUCAGGCGCUUGGUGGAAAAACAUUUAAAAUGAAAUUUGGUCACCAUGGGGGAAACCAUCCAGUUCGUGACCUUCGAAGCGGCCGGGUUGAUAUUAGCGCUCAGAACCAUAACUACGCAGUUGAUCCUGAGUCUCUUCCGGAAGGUGUGGAGGUGACCCACGUCAAUUUGAAUGAUGGAAGCUGUGCUGGUCUCGCCUUCCCUGGACAAAAGGUUAUGUCCCUUCAAUACCAUCCAGAGGCUUCUCCUGGCCCCCAUGAUUCUGAUUCGACUUUCAGGGAGUUCGUAGAAUUGAUGAAGCGAAACAAGUCCAUGGUAUAAGAUGUGCCGGAGCAUCAGUUUUACGGUAUUAUACAGCCUUGUGGUACGAAAGCUCAAGGGGGAGUUGUGUCAUCGUCAAGUUAACAUGAUGCUCUGCUGCACGGAAGUUACUUGAUUGCGUCGGUCCUUUUCUUUUGUUGUAAAUCAAUGAGUUUGGUGCGUAUACAGUUUCUUAUAUAAAUAACAGCCUUGCUAUAAGGUGAGGCCUUACCUUCCCUGCAACCCUGUCCUUUCUUCAUUUUGCAGUUCAAAUUGUUUUCCUUGUGUUA